Protopolystoma xenopodis is the source of this 264-nucleotide messenger RNA. Lineage: Eukaryota; Metazoa; Platyhelminthes; Monogenea; Polystomatidea; Polystomatidae. The record is from the annotation of a GenBank genome assembly.
AUGAUUUAUAACAUCGGACCAUUGAAUCGGUACAUUUCAAAACGCUUCGCUAGCAUCGUCGGCACAGAGUUACAGCUUACGUUUUGGAAAGUACCAAGUCAAUGGUCCAAUGCUGGAAAUCAUGAAUACUGCGGCAGAGGACACAGGACUAGGUACAUUCCACAAGGUGUCCCUAACGCUCCGACCAAGUUGCGAAAACGCGAUCAAACCGACACUAAAAAGCUAAAGAAGACUGUGAGCUACAAAGAGGGUUUUCACAUCUGA